Lolium perenne is the source of this 1047-nucleotide messenger RNA. NCBI's taxonomy places the organism in Eukaryota, Viridiplantae, Streptophyta, Magnoliopsida, Poales, Poaceae. The record is from RefSeq and is a predicted model, not a curated record.
UAUGCAUAACAUUUGUUUUGUGAUGCAGGGGAAGAAGCUCGGGAGGGAACUUGGUGAGAUGGAAGCGUGGACGCACAUGAAGCUGGUGACGCCCCGUCCGAACGAGCCUCGGCCCGCGCCUGAGAUGUACUACGGCAAGGCCAAAGAGAACAAGGAAAGAUACUGCGAGGAGUACGCCAAGCUCCAUCCAGAGGUGGAGGACCCUAUGACCGAGCCGGUCGACGAGGUGGCGAUGAUGCUGGCGGGGUCCGGCCAGCCGCAUGGACGUCCUGCCUGCCUUGCUGGGGGUUUCAAGCCUCAGAAGAACUUCACGCAGAUCAAGGCUACCCUCCCCUCCGGCAGCUACGCUACCUCCUCGCGGACUACAUGCCGUUCUCGGGUAGAGGUAGAUACUCAGCUCGAGGAGGCCUAUGCAGUAGCUUACGAGGAGUAUCUCGAGAAGAUUAAGGAGCAUGACCUUGUGAAAGAUGCCUAUGUCCAGUGGACGAGCAACCAGAUGGCGAGUUUCACUCGGUUCAUGAUGACUGGAGUGCGAGAGGAACCACUCCCAGAGCCACCUCAUCCGGGGCCGACGCCAGUGUUCCCGUCCAAGGAGGAGUUCUAUAUCAUGUACAAGCGUCAGCGUCAGUUGACCCCGGGAUUGGGAGAAUCCGGGAAAGACGCUCCUGAUGGUACGCCGAUGCACCCCGGUCGCUGUUCUCCUGGUGCUUCUGCCGAAACUCGGCAUGGUUCUGCUUCCGGUGGCUCUCGUCGUGGUUCUACCUCCCCGAGCACCGUCGAAAUACAGCGGCCUCACUUCACCCACUCGGAGCUAGAUCGUCUGGAGCUAGAUCGUCACUCGGGUGGUGCACCACCAUAGUUUCUACAUUGUACUAGCUACAUGACACAUGCUAUAUGUGUAGAAUGAUCUAUGUAGGAUGACUAUAUGUACCGUAUUGCUUGUGUGCUAUAUUUGUACUAAAUUUGGGAUUUGGUGCCAUAUUUGUGCUAUAUCUGUGAUGUGAGCUAUAUGUGUGCAAUUCAUAUAUGAUACUGCUAUUUUAUAUG